AUGGAGAAGACUAUUGAUGUAGCUUAUGGCGUUUCGGUGAAGGCCGGUUUGACGUUGUUGGAGAAGAAUCUGUUGCCGGAUAUUCUCAUACGGCGGCUUACGCGGCUACUUCUCGCCGGUCGACUCCGUUCCGGUUACAAACCCACGGCGGAGCUACAACUUUCCGAUCUCCUCCGUUUCGUUAACUCUAUAAAGGAGAUGCCUAUAGCGAUCAAUACCGAGAAACCGAAGACUCAACACUAUGAAUUACCAACAGCUUUCUUCGAACUUGUUCUUGGAAGAAACAUGAAAUACAGCUCUUGCUAUUUCCCAAAAAGUUCAAGUAGCUUAGAAGAUGCAGAGGAAGCAAUGUUGGCUCUAUAUUGCGAAAGAGCUAAAGUGGAAGAUGGACAAAGUAUUCUUGAUGUCGGAUGUGGCUGGGGAUCUUUGUCUUUGUACAUUGCUCGGAAAUAUAGCAAAUGCAAGUUAACCGGUUUAUGCAACUCAAAGACACAGAAAGCAUUUAUCGAUGAGCAAUCCCGGAAACUCGGGCUUCAGAAUAUCGAAAUAAUUGUUGCGGAUAUUAGCACUUUCGAGCAUGAAGGGACAUACGAUAGAAUAUUCUCCAUCGAAAUGUUUGAGCAUAUGAAAAAUUAUGGAGAGCUUCUGAAGAAAAUAGGAAAGUGGAUGAAGGAAGAUAGUCUUCUGUUUGUUCACUACUUCUGUCACAAGACACUUGCUUACCACUUUGAGGAUGUGAAUGACGACGACUGGAUCACAAGAUACUUCUUCAGCGGAGGAACAAUGCCAUCGGCGAAUCUUCUUCUCUAUUUCCAAGAAGAUGUUUCGAUUGUGGAUCAUUGGCUCGUAAACGGGAAGCAUUAUGCACAAACAAGUGAAGAGUGGCUCAAGAGAAUGGAUAAGGAGAUAGUUGCAGUAAAGCAGAUAAUGGAAAUGACUUAUGGGAAAGAGGAAGCAGUGAAGUGGAUGGUUUACUGGAGAACCUUCUUCAUCGCGGUUGCAGAGCUUUUCGGAUACAACAAUGGAGAAGAGUGGAUGGUUUCACACUUCCUCUUCAAGAAGAAAUGA
Molecule: messenger RNA, 1068 nt
Organism: Arabis nemorensis
Lineage: Eukaryota; Viridiplantae; Streptophyta; Magnoliopsida; Brassicales; Brassicaceae
Source: the annotation of a GenBank genome assembly